Molecule: messenger RNA, 2329 nt
Organism: Thermothielavioides terrestris NRRL 8126
Lineage: Eukaryota; Fungi; Ascomycota; Sordariomycetes; Sordariales; Chaetomiaceae
Exons: 5
Coding region: 387-2060 (557 amino acids)
Biological process (GO): regulation of transcription by RNA polymerase II
Molecular function (GO): DNA-binding transcription factor activity, RNA polymerase II-specific; zinc ion binding
Source: RefSeq, a predicted model, not a curated record
AGGGGAGGCUGUCGUCAUUCUUCUGCUUUGAGAACACAGCAGCAGGCUGGUUCUCGUCGGCUAUAGGUCGGGAGUCAGGCGGUCCCUGUACACAAUAACAUGUCGUCGAUGAUUCGGAAGAAGUCUGAGGACCGACUGCAGGGCUUUUUGUUCGUCAUCGCGCGCCGUGGCCUGGUGGUCUGGGGAACUUCACCGGCACUGCCUCGGUCAACUCCACAAAGGGGGCGCGGCGGUCUUGGCGCUGGUUGAUCAACGCGCUCUUGGCUGCGACCGUGUUGAUGAACCUCUUGUCAAGCAAAAAGACAGGAUCCUCCCCAAAUCACCUCGUAAGACCGCCAAAGUCAGAUAGAUAUUCGUGGAACACAGCAGCGAAACACGCAGACAACAUGCAAGCCCUGCCCAACGCCGGCAAGCCUGUGGAUGGGGACUAUCCCCAGCCGACGACGACAACCCUCCCUAUCCUGACGCUUGGCAACGAUGACACAGCUACGUGGGACUACGCGGUGUUCCUCCAGGCCGAGCAAGACGACAUUGGCUAUCUCGCCGAGGAAAGCUCAACAUCCAGGGCGACACCGCCGCCGAUCAUGUCAGCGUCGCCGACGUCGGCGUCAUCCCUCUCGAGCGUCUCGAGCGUGCCAUUGCAUCCACUGGCGCCGCGACAGCACCGGCGAAUUUCACCCGCCGCCGCCCUUACGCCAUAUUCCCAUGGCGACGCGGUUCAUGGUGAGAGCAGCAUGAGCCAUGGGACCCAGGCACAACCCAGGCAGCGGCUGGAGAGAAGGGGCCAUACCAAGAGCAGGAGAGGGUGCUUCAACUGCAAGAGGCGCCGGAUCAAGUGCCAGGAGACGCGGCCCGCGUGCGGGCAUUGUGUCAAGCAGGGACUCAAGUGCGAAUACCCGGCGCUGCCGACCAUCGUGCACCAGCCCCAGCACCAGAUCCCAAUCUUCAGCUUGCAAGACAUGCGCUUCUUCCAGCACUUCCUGCUGAACUGCUACCCGCACCACCCGCUCGGGUCCGAAGACCUCUGGCUCCACGACAUCCCCUGUCUCUCGCAGAAGUACGACUACCUAAUGCACGCGAUCCUAGGCUACUCGGCCUCGUCGCUCAUCUCGCCCGCCGAGCCGACGCUGGCGUCAGCCGCGAUGGCGCACCGGCUCAAAGCGAUCCGCGCCAUCAAGAAAUCGCUCGCCGACGCGAGCCGCCAGCAGCAGCAGCAUCACCGCCGGCAGCACCAGCACCAGCACCAGCACCAGCACCAGGAGGGGGCAGUGGUGGCGGGACAGGAAGAGAACCACCAGCACCACCACCGCGGCGGCGGAGGCGGGCAAGACGGCGGCGACGACGGCCUGGCGGAGGAGGGCAACGCGCUGAUGGCGACGUGCUACGCGCUGACGUACCAGAGCGUGUACCUGGACGACGGCAUGGCCGAGUACAUGAGCUUCAUCCGGGGCAUCAUCAUCGUCGCCAUAGCCGUGUACUGCCGCGGGGCGGGCGGGCGCCUGAUGUUCGCCCGCUUCCUGGAGGACGAGCGGGAGAAGAAGGUGCUGGAGCCGCACAUGCGCGAGCUGCCGCUGAUCGAGAGGGCGUGGGCGGAGGGCGCGCUCGAGGGCGUCGAGGGCCUGCGGGCGCUGGUGGACGGCGUCGAGGGCAGGGAGGUCGAGCGGGGGUAUUGGGAGCUCAUUGGCGAGAUCGCGAGGAUGUUGCUUGUUAGUUCGUGGAAGGCAUACCUCGCCCUGUCGGAGCACUACAAGUGGUGGAUGAUGCUGCCGCACGACAAGUUCCAGAGGCUAGUGGACCCGAACAACCAGGUGGCGAUCUUGCUGGGGGCGCACUGGAUCGCACUACAGCAGAUCAUGGCCCCCAUCUGCGAGGCGGAGGAGAAGUGCGCGACCAAGAUGCCGCAGCGGUCGCCGGAGGCGGGCAUCAGCGUGGGCAUCAUCCGCUGGCUCAAGUAUCUGAACGCGCAGGUCGACCGGGAGCACGCAGCGUACAACCGCUGGCCGCGCUGGGUGGAGGCGCAGCUGGACCGGGACCGGGGCUUCUUUGGGAGGACGCGCUGAGCCGGCGGCCGGCGUUGUGGUCGUCGGGGUCCCCGGGCUGCUGCUUCUCGGCCUUUGCCUCCGUGCUCCCGGGAAGUUCUCAUGCUUCCCAGAGAUAGUGUAGAAGCGGGAAACGCUUGGUCCUGCAAGCGGAUAUAAUUCUCCAUAUUCGUACACAGUACGGAAGUGCGUCCGCACAAGAUUUACCUCAAAUGCCAAAGCUUGCCAACCGACGUUUUGUGAAGGGUAGCUUGGGUCUUUCCAGUCCUCGACAAGCACCUCGAUACCGU